Messenger RNA from Phascolarctos cinereus (koala), 3444 nucleotides. Lineage: Eukaryota; Metazoa; Chordata; Mammalia; Diprotodontia; Phascolarctidae. The record is from RefSeq and is a predicted model, not a curated record.
AUGGAGCUGAGAGUCCCCAGGAGGCGGGGGGCCCAGGAGCCUGUAGCCUCCUUCCUCCGGGACCCGAACACAGGGCGCAUCUACAGGCGGGGGCGACUGCUGGGCACGGGUGCCUUUGGCAGAUGCUACAAACUGACGGACAUGUCCACCAAUAGAGUCUUUGCCCUCAAGGUGGUGCCCCGGGGAAGACUCAGUGGGCUGGACCAGUGGGGGAAGAGGGGGCCGCCUUCUCGCCGGCAGGUGGAACGGGAGAUUGAGCUCCAUAGCCAGCUGAGGCACCGGAAUGUGGUUGGCUUCCACGGGCACUUUGCUGACCGGGACAACGUCUAUUUGGUGUUAGAGUACUGCAGCCGCAAGUCCUUGGCCCAUGUCCUGAAGGCCCGAAAGACGCUGACUGAGCCUGAGGUUCGCUACUACCUACGGGGCAUUGUGGCUGGUCUGCAGUACCUCCACCAGCAGGGUAUCAUCCACAGAGACCUCAAGCUCAGUAACUUCUUCAUUACUAAGAACAUGGAGGUGAAAGUUGGCGACUUGGGACUGGCCACGAAAGUGGGGCCUGGGGGGCACUGCCAUGGGGGGCUCUGUGGGACCCCCAACUACCUGGCCCCAGAGGUUGUCUCCCGAAAGGGCCACUCCUUCCGGUCAGACAUCUGGGCUCUCGGCUGCAUCAUGUACACAGCACUGACGGGCUUCCCCCCCUUCAAGGCCAGCCCACUGCCUGAAAUGUAUCGGAACAUCCGCGAUGCCCACUAUCCUGUGCCCGCUCACCUCUCCCCCAAUGCCCGAAGGCUCAUUGCCCGCUUGCUGGCCCCCAACCCCGCUGACCGGCCCAGCCUCGACCAGGUCCUGGAAGACGACUUCUUCACCCAGGGCUUCACCCCAGACCAAUUGCCUCCAAGGUCCUGCCACACAGCACCCAUCUUCACCAUCCCCCAACCCUUGGACAAACUCUUUCAGAAGGCCACCCAACUGUUCCUGGCUGUGACCCAACGCCGGGCCCCACGAUCAUUUGUCCCAAAGAUGCCAACAGCCCCAGCCCCAGAGGACCCCCUGAAAACUCCCAGGGAGGCAGCCAAAGAGGGCCUUUCUCAUCCUCCCCACAAGGCUGAAGCUCCUGAGGGACAAACUCGUCCCCAAGUACCCUACCUGGAGACCCCUAUCCACCUGCUCCUACGGAGAAGCCUUAGGGGGAGAAGCCUUAGGGGUCACUUGCCGGGCACAGAAGAGUCCCCAGGAAUCCCAGGUGAUGGGGCUGAGGUGGUUACCAGGCUCCUGCAGAAUUGCCUGGACUUUAUGCCAGCAGGGGAGCAGGACCCACCCGGGCGGCAGCAGCCGGUACUGUGGGCCACCAAGUGGGUGGAUUAUUCUAACAAGUACGGCUUUGGCUACGAGCUCUCCGACGGCAGCACUGGGGUCCUUCUCCGGGAUGGCACCCACAUCGCUCUCCAGCCGGCCCUGGGGUGCAUAAGCUACUCUCCGGUUCAGGGUGAGGUGGUGACCUUUACCUGGAGGGAUAUUCCUGACUCCCUGGCCACCAAAGUGGCGGUGCUGCAGCUCUUCACCCGCUACAUGCAGCGGUGGCUGUUAGAGGGUGGGAAACUUCCUGCACAGCCCAGUCUGAGCCCUGGCCCUGGCUUCUCCCUGCUCCACUUCCUCAAGUCGGACCAGGCCCUGCUCCUGCUCUUCAGCAAUCAGACAAUGCAGGUCAACUUCUACCAUGACCACACCAAACUGCUCCUGAAUUGGGCCGGGGAGGAACCCCUGCUCACCUACAUUGACCAGGAGCGGCAGGCCACCUCCCAUCCACUGGGCGUCCUGCAGCGCCACGGCUGCAGUGAGGCCCUGCGUCAGCGCCUUCGCUAUACCCUCCACCUGCUCUGGACCUUCUAGCGCCCUUUCCUCGACCCUCUGGGAUACCAGGGGAGGAGGCAGGGGUCUGCAGGGUGGCCGCCUGAACCCCGGCGAGGAGAACAAACCAGAAAAGCCACGUGAGGAAAGACUGCAAGUAGGGAAGAUGCGGGACUCAGAGACGAAGGGGGCAAAGGGCACAAGAGGUACAGAGGGCCAUUGGCAGGAUGGGUGGGGAUGAGAGAUCCAGGGAGAAAAGAAACCAGAAGAGCUGAGGAGAAGGGGCUUGGACACGGAGAAGAGGAGGCAGGCAGAGGGCUUGGGGUGGGCCAGGUGGAAGGGGGAUUUGAGAGAAUUCUUUGGAAGCUUCAGAGACUCUCUCGGCCAGCCCCUUCAUUUAACAGAUGGGGACCUUGAGGCCCGAAGAAGGGAAGGGACUUAGCCAAGGACACAGAGAGUGGAAGACCCAGGACUAGAACCCAGGGCUCUUCACUCUCAUUUUCAGUCCACUGCCCCAUUCCCUACCCCAUGCUGCCCAACUUCCAGGAAAACCAGCAGCAACUGAGGCUGGAGUGAGAGCCAAAGGGAUGGGCAGAAGCAAAGGCAAGUGGAAGGAGAGCUGGAGCAGUUUCCUUCGGCCCCCAUGGACCCAUUAAGGUCAGAGCUGAUGUCAGUUCGGUACCAAGAUCAAGCUUCAAAAAAAAAAACAACAAACCAAGAUGAAAUUUAACAGGCAUAAAUGCAAAGCUCUGCUCUUGGGUUCAAAAAAUUAACUACACAAGGACAAGAUGGGGGAGAUGCAGCCAGAAAGAUCAUGUGAAAAGGAUCUGGGGAUUUCAGUGGACCACAAGGUCCAUAUGAAGCGACACAGACGUUGCAGCCCCCAAAGCUUUGUCCAGUCCUGGGUUGUAGAAGAGAGAAAAAAACAUUGAGAGGGAAGAAGGUGGGAGACAUGCCGCCCUUUACUGUGUUCAGACAUUUAGAGGACAGCAUUAGGGAGGACGUUGGUAAGUCGGAGUGCAGCUGAAGGCUGGACAGCACACUGAGGGCCCUGAAAAUUAUGUCGUACCAAAUCAGCUGAAGGAAUUUGGGGAUGUUAGCCUGGAGGAAAAAAGAUGUGGGGGAUGGGAGAGACAUGACGGUUUGGGUUUUUCCCCAAAUAUCUGAAGGUUUGUCAUGUGGAAGAGGGAUGAUGUCCCCUAUUUGAGACCUGUUCUGCCUGGCCCUGGAGGUCAGAUCUAAGAUCAUUGAAAGGAAGUUGCAGGAAAGAAAUUUAGGAGAAAUCUGUCCGACAAAGAAACAGACUGCCCUGGGGGUAGGGGCGCCCUGUCCCUGGAGGUCUUCAGACUUCCAUUUAUUGGCGAUGUCAUCAUAGAUUCAUACGGCACGGAGGCGGCCCCGUUUGAUCUUACGGCUGAUUAAAUACUCAGUGUAGGAGAGGGAAUGAUGGGACAGGUGAUCUGCAGACUCCCGUCCCUGCUGGAUUUGGCCCGGGGUAAGGUAGGCAGGCACAGGCCAAAAGCGCCAGGUGGGAGCCAACGUGGCCUGAGGGCAUCUUGCAAGGUGCCCCUUGUGCUGGACUCGGUGUCUCCUAAA